Messenger RNA from Rhopilema esculentum, 5301 nucleotides. Its product is annotated as E3 ubiquitin-protein ligase MIB1. The record is from RefSeq and is a predicted model, not a curated record. Gene Ontology annotation, cellular component: cytoplasm. Gene Ontology annotation, molecular function: protein binding; ubiquitin-protein transferase activity; zinc ion binding. Gene Ontology annotation, biological process: Notch signaling pathway; protein ubiquitination; endocytosis. NCBI's taxonomy places the organism in Eukaryota, Metazoa, Cnidaria, Scyphozoa, Rhizostomeae, Rhizostomatidae.
AUGAAUAUAUGAGCUAGAUUUUUAGAACAGAUUUUAUUUGCUGUUUAUUAUCUCGUGGAUUUCUUCGUACAGGAAUUUUACACAUAGAAACUCAGAUCAUAUUAUUUGUUUCUUUAGGGUGAACAAAAGGAGCACAACAAUGGUAAACUGAUCAAGUCAUAAAUGUAUCAAUAUUUCAAAAAUUGUAAGUCCUCGUAAGUAUUUGACUUGAAUAAAUAGGCUGCAACUUCACUUCUUCGCUAAACCAUAGAGAUAUCACUGCGAAGCGAGAGAUGCUAUUUGCUGUUGCGGAGGACAUCUACCAGCAUUGAAGCAGCGUCAACACAGAAGAUAAACUGUACCAGAAAUUUUUUUUAUUUGCCAUAGACUUUUUCAGAGACUUGAUUGUCAAAUGAUCGGCUUUAUGAUAUGAGCCUAGGUGACCAACAUCUCCAGCCAUUUGUCGGGGCCAGAGUUGUCCGUGGCCCAGAUUGGAAGUGGGGCAAACAAGAUGGCGGCGAUGGCCACCUAGGCACUGUAAGAAACUUUGAAAGUUCUGAAGAAGUUGUCGUGGUUUGGGAUAAUGGAACGGCGGCAAAUUAUCGGUGCAAUGGUGCUCAAGAUCUAAGAAUAUUAGACAGCGGGCCAGCAGGGAUUAAGCAUGAAGGUACAAUGUGUGAAGGUUGCAGAGUGCAGCCAAUUUUUGGGACUCGUUGGGAAUGUUCCGAGUGUGUCAGCUAUCACCUAUGUUCAAACUGUUACCAUGGGGAUAAACAUCAUCUCAGACACAAAUUCUUUAGGAUCCCAAUGCCAGGAAGAAUAAGAAUAUUAACGGAGACAAGGAGGAAAAGCAAGAAGAUAUCUGCACGAGGGCUAUUUCCUGGAGCGCGUGUGGUGCGAGGAGUUGAUUGGCAAUGGGAGUGUCAAGAUGGUGACCCUGGACGUCGCGGGAAGAUCACUGAAAUUCAAGACUGGAGUGGCACUAGUCCAAGGAGCGCCGCUUACGUCAUGUGGGAUAGUGGGACAAAGAACCUUUAUAGGGUUGGGUUCGAAGGAAUGGUUGAUGUCAAAGCUGUCAGUGAGGCAAAGGGGAAUUCUUUUUAUCGUGACCAUUUACCGGCGCUUGGUAUAACAUCGAACGAGUCAGCCACACGGAACACAAGGUGGUCCAUAGGCGAUCGUGUCAAAAUCGAUCUUGAUUUAGAAGUGGUUCAGUCUUUGCAGCAAGGACACGGGGGAUGGACCUACGGAAUGUACGAGGCCUUGUGUGGUCCUGGAACUAUUGUUGGCUUUGAUGAAGAUGAUGACGUAAUUGUGGUUUAUCCUGGUGGAAACAGAUGGACAUUCAACCCUGCUGUAUUAACCCUGCAUGAAAUAGACGCGGAGGUAGAGGGUAUUCAUAAUGUUUCAUUUGGAAGUGACAGCAGGACUUCCACCGCUAUGGCAAAUACAUACAACUCAAACUCGCCCACACAACUAGAACCAGAAUCGGGUCCAGCUGCUUCUGAAACAUCUGUUCUUCAAGUGGGGGACCUUGUGCAAAUAUCCAGUGAUAUUGAGCGUGUUAAAGUUCUUCAAAGAGGACACGGGGAAUGGACUGAAGCAAUGAUCCCUACAUUAGGGAAAAUCGGCAGGAUUCAGCAGAUUUAUCAUGAUAAUGAUUUAAAGGUCGAGGUUGCAGGAACAAGCUGGACCUAUAACCCUCAAUGUGUAUCAAAAAUAUCUGCUGAAGGAAACUCAUCAGAGCCUGUCUCUGUUCUUCUGAUGAAGCUAUUCGAGUCGCACACUUCUAGGGACCCAACAGAGGAGCUUGUCAAAGCAGCCGCUGAGGGUGAUGCACAGAAAGUGGAAGAGCUUCUUGGAAACAGGGAAUUACCAGUUAAUGGUGUGUUCGCUGGUCACACAGCUCUGCAAGCAGCCAGUCAAAAUGGUGCAGUUGAUGUUGUUAGAUUGCUUAUUCGACAUGCAGCUGAUCUUGAAAUAGAGGACAAAGAUGGAGACAGAGCAAUCCAUCAUGCUGCCUUUGGAGAUGAAAUAACCGUUCUAGAAUUGCUGGCGCAAGCUGGGGCAGAUUUGAAUGUACGGAAUAAGAGAGGCCAGUCUCCGUUGCAUGUUGCCAUCAACAAGGGCCAUGCUGGUGCAGUUAAAUGCUUGCUUAGUCUAAAGAGUCAUCCAUGUCUGCAAGAUUCUGAAGGCGACACUCCUCUACACGAUGCCAUAACAAAACGCCGAGAUGAUAUGGUGAAGCUCCUGCUAGAUUUCAAAUCAGACAUUACAAUUGCAAACAAAAAUGGCUUUAAUUGCCUCCACCAUGCAGCGCUUCGUGGAAACCUUGGUGCUGUGAGGGCCAUGCUGGCGACCAAGCCACAACCCAGGGCAGUGAACGAGAAGAAAGAGGAUGGUUACACUGCCUUGCAUCUUGCAUCUUUAAACAAUCAUGUGGAGGUAGCUGAGCUGCUGAUACAACAGGGCAAAGCUGAUAAGGAUAUUCAGAAUCUGAAUUUGCAGACACCGUUGCAUCUUGCUGUGCAGCGACAGCAUACACAGAUUGUCAGGUUGCUAGUGAGGGAAGGUGCCCAGCUAGAUGUCCCGGACAAGGAUGGUGACAGUCCGUUACAUGAAGCACUUAGAUACCAUACACUGCUCCAACUCAAGCAGUUGCAGGACGUGAAAGAUGUUGGAAAGCUUCUCAUGGGUUUUGGCAUGCCUGGCUCAGAGAAAAAAAGCAGUGCAUCAAUAGCCUGCUUUUUGGCAGCGCAUGGUGCUAACCUCACGCUGAAAAACAAGAAAGAUCAAACUCCACUAGAUUUAUGUCCCGACCCUAACCUCUGCAAAGCACUUGGCAAAUGCCAUUUGGCAAGACCGAGGACUGAAGGGGAAAAUCUUAGUAACAAAAACACGAAUCCAAAGGCAGCUGAUAUGUCUUCAGAUAUCUCACACGAAUGUAUUGUUUGUUCCGACAUGCCGCGUGAUACUUUAUUCAUACCUUGCAAUCAUAUCGCGACGUGUUCGCUGUGUUCGCCACGUGUAAAAAGAUGUUUAAUUUGCAAAGUGCAAGUGCAAUCAAGAAUAAAGGUCGAAGAAUGCGUCGUUUGCUCUGACAAGAAAGCCAGUAUACUCUUCAAGCCUUGUGGCCAUAUUUGCGCAUGUAGCGGUUGUUCCCAGCUGAUGAAGAAAUGCGUGCAGUGUCGAACACCCAUUGAGAAUGUCGUGAAUUACUCUAAUCUUUGUGGCUUCAACGAUUCAAGUAAGAUUGAUAAGCCAAACAAUUUGAGUAAAGACAGCAACGUAACCAAUGAUGAAGUGAAUCAAUUAAAACAGCAAUUAAAGGAAAUUAAGGACCAGACUUUGUGCCCAGUGUGCAUGGACCGUCGACGCAACUUGAUAUUUCUUUGUGGCCACGGGGCCUGCCAGUUUUGCGGGGACCGUGUAAGAGAAUGCCCAAUGUGCAGGAAACCUAUAGAGAAAAGAAUUUUGCUCUUUUAACGCUUGGCAUAGUGUGAAGUAAAUUUAGCUAUGGAUAAAAGGUGCGUAUGUUACAACUAGUGUUGUUAGAAGCAACAUUAGAAUGUGUUCGCAAUUUUUAUAAUAACUGUUGUCACAUGAAUGCACAUAAUGCACUGCAUAUCGGGCCUGUGAAGCCAACUUUUUAUAUUCUCAAAUUUGCAGUGUUGUUGUUAGUUUAUCUUCAUGACGUCACUAUCAGGAGUCGGUUGCUGCGGAUGACGUAAUAUUCAGUGAAUGUCUGCAAGAUCAGGUUUUCGUAUCAGAGCCUGCACCUUGAACUUGAAAGCAGAGGGACCACUGUAAAGAAAAUGACUUGUAAUCCAUUUUUUGCAGUAUAUCCUGUUGAAACGUCCGAGAGCAAUGGCUAUUUGUUUGUCCUCCCACUUUAGCUAACCCCUGGUAGAUUAACACAGGAAGUGCGAGAAGACAACGGCAAAGGCUAAAAGACUAGGCACAAGAUUGUAUAGGAACCCGUUAGUGACGUCAUCGGCAGUGGGAUGGAAACGCCCUACACAGGGAUAACAUCGUGAUUUUUCCCUGUUGUGGCAUUGAUUUCCCAUCAGCAACAGGUUACAAUAUAUUGGAGUGUCAGCCAAGGAAUAAGAUUAUACUUGCCACAACUGAUAUUGUGCGUAUAGACUGUGCACUUGAAGUCUAGGCGUGUCGUAAUUCUGAAGAAUGCAGAGGGUCCAGAGGAACUUCAUCAUGGACACAUUAAAGUGUCCAGGAAAUAGAUUGUGGUAAAACUGACCCCUCUGAUGGUCCAACUGCCAAUGGGCGGUUUGAUUUUGACGAUUUUAGCCAGAAUGUGGGCCAAUAUGACUGAAAGCUUACCUGGUGAAUUUUUUAAGCAGGAUUCACUGUUAAGCAGAUUUGUUGCAGAAUACAAUUUGUAGAUAUAAUUUGUAAUUUAUUUGGGUGUGCCCGUUUUUUGAAGUGUCCUUUAGUUGAGGCUUUACUCUAAUUUGUAAAGCCCUACUAGUGUCAAGAUAUUUAUCUAAGGCCCUGGUUAGAUUUUUCUAGAUUUUUCACAAACUCAACACUUAUUCAAAUGCAUGUAUUGGUUUUUAGAGGGUAUACUUAGAAAUCGGAUAAUCUUAAUAAACAGUGGGAAAUAGUAUUGGAAUUUAGCUUGUAAUGAAAGUAAAUAAUAUGUUGAUAAAAUGACAAAUAUAGCUUCCAAUGGUGCUUGAAUCUUUACCUGAAUGACCAUCUUCCGAACCCACUUGCUUUUUGGUAAUUUGGUAGAGAAACAGUUAUGGUCGGUGAAAACAAAAAGCUUGUCUGAUUAUCAAUAUAGCAUAUGUCUUCAUGUACUGGUGUUUUUUUUAAAAAACAAAGCGCAGGGUUCAGGACUAGCAGGGGUGUUGUGGCUCCUAGAAAAUGGCCGAGAGGAAAUCACCAUGAAGGGGCCUAGAAAGUUGAUAUUUUGCUAUUGGUGCAAGCAGGGUAGAUGGGUAUAACAGCAUAAAUAGUAAAGGCACAACAAAGGCACUUCUUUGAGAGUUCUUCGGUCAAUUUUUGCUAAGCUGGAGAUCUUUGAAAGGGCAUUUCUGCAGCUCUUCGAUUUUUUUAAGCUUCGAGGCUAAAAACGCAGCUAGAUCUCGCUAUAUCUCUUUGCUUUUUGGGGAUCUUCUAAGAAGACUUUUAAAAUCACACUGAAUGUUGCAUGAAAAGUUGUGAUUGUAAGCAGAGCAUGACUGGAAACCGGACUAAAUUGAGCAGCCUUUUAUGUUUGGAAUAAAAUGUUAUGAGCAUAAGCGGAGUGACUAUAAAAGCCAGCCAUUGGCCAGUCCGCUUCUGCUUUUGUAAGCG